AUGAUAGGAUUAUUUUUUUCCUAUCGACGCUACCUGAAAUUAACGUCGGAACCACUUGAAAUAUCAUCCUAUAUCACUGAAUUGGAGUUGUUGAAUAUUCAAAUACCAUAUCAUACCGAAGAAUGGCCUGUCAAGAUUUCUGAAUGUACAAUGUCACAGUGUUUCGAUUUAUCGCGAUGUUUAGCGCAUGAUGCAUUUCGCGUGUAUGUUUAUCCAUCAGACAACAGCUCAGUAAUGUCCGUGGUAUACAGUAACAUAUUAAAAGUUAUCCGAGAAAGUAUCUAUUAUACCAACGACCCUCAGAAGGCUUGCUUGUUUGUUCUAGGCAUCGAUACUGUAGAUCGGGAUAGAAGGAGCGAAAAUUAUGUAAAGUAUGUUAAUGAAUUGAUAGAAACUUUACCGAGUGAAAUUUGGAAUUAUGGUCGCAAUCAUAUUAUAUUCAAUCUUUAUCAUGGUACAUAUCCGGAUUAUUCGGAUCACGACCUCGGUUUUGAUACAGGCUAUGCUCUCAUUGCUCGUGCCAGUGCAAAUACUCGAAUAUUCAGGGAGAAUUUUGAUCUGUCUUUUCCUCUCUUCCAUAAGGAACAUCCACUAAGAACUACCGUAAAGACGAAAUGGUCAUUAAAAGUAAAAGACAAAUAUUUGGUUAGUUUCAAAGGUAAACGAUACGUUUAUGGAAUUGGCUCCGAAACGCGUGACUCGCUUUAUCAUCUUCAUAAUGGGCAGUCCGUAGUUAUGGUUACAACAUGUAAGCAUAAUACAGAUUGGAAGAAGUAUGAGGAUGAACGUUGUGAAGAAGAUAAUGUCGAAUAUGAUCAUUGGGACUAUGAAAUGAUUAUGUCUAAUUCAACAUUUUGUCUUACACCACGUGGACGACGUCUUGGUUCAUUUCGUUUUCUGGAAGCACUUCGACUGGGUUGUAUUCCAGUUGUUUUGUCCGACGACUGGGAAUUGCCUUUUUCGGAAGUUAUUGAUUGGCGUCAAGCAGUGAUCAUCGGUCAUGAAGAUACUGUGCUUACGAUUUCAGAUGUUUUGAAUGCCAUACCACUCGACCGCAUAUUAUUUAUGAAGCAGCAAUCACGAGGUUUAUAUCAGCGAUAUUUUAGUAGUGUGGAAAAAAUUACACUUACUGCAUUGCAGAUCAUUGAAGAGCGUAUCAACAAACAACGAGGUGAGGAACCGAGAAACUGGAAUCGUUUGUUUUUACCUGUUGAAAAUUCUCCUACAUCAGCAUCAUCAAAUGAAAAUGGUUACACAGUUCUUUUAAGAGCUUCAAUAAAAGUAUCCGGAAGAUUGAAUCGAAUUGUAAAUUUAUUCUGUGGUAUCCAUGAAGUACGGAAGAUUAUUAUACUUUGGCCCAAAAAUCGUCAAAUGAAAACUAAUUUUGACAGUUGUGGCGCAAACAUAUUUGUACAACCGAGCGACUUCGACGUGCACGUUGAUAUUUUAAGUCAAGCUCAAGCAUUACAAGCUGAAUUUGUUGGUACAUUUAUUUUAUUUCUGGAUGAACGUGUGCCUAUUACAGUUGAUGAUAUUCGCUUUUUAGUAGAUGCAGCAAGCACUGAACCUUAUCGUCUUUAUGGUUUUUAUGCUGCUGAUUCGAAGGUGGAAGGAGGAAUGCCAACAGUUGAACUUAAGCCGAGCAGUGAAUACUCGUUGAUUCUAUUUCAUCUUGCUUUAAUAAAGAGGGAAUACCUGUUGCAUUUUGAGCAAUGGAUGCCAACACCUGCCAAAGGAAUAGCAUUAAAAGUAUCACAUUGCUUUACUUUAUUAAUGAAUAUGAUGGUGGCAGAAUUAACUGGACAGUCUCCGGUGUUGAUUGGUAGUAGGAUUCAUGAUAAAUGGAUGCUUACCAGGAAUUAUUCUGAAUGCUUGGAUAAGUUGGUUACUGAUGUUUGGCCAUCAGGUGCAUCGUUAAUCAGUAGUCAGGCGAAAAUAAAUCCACUUUUAUAUAAAGAUGAUAUUUCAUCGUCUCGUAAGAAAUACGCUGGUAUGGAGUAUGACAUUUUGUAA
Molecule: messenger RNA, 2013 nt
Organism: Brugia malayi
Lineage: Eukaryota; Metazoa; Nematoda; Chromadorea; Rhabditida; Onchocercidae
Gene: Bma-rib-1
Product: exostosin-1, putative
Exons: 14
Coding region: 1-2013 (670 amino acids)
Cellular component (GO): membrane; Golgi apparatus
Molecular function (GO): acetylglucosaminyltransferase activity; glucuronosyltransferase activity
Source: RefSeq, a predicted model, not a curated record